Messenger RNA from Aspergillus bombycis, 831 nucleotides. RefSeq names its product Mpv17/PMP22 family protein. Bases 1 to 831 code for a protein of 276 amino acids. The record is from RefSeq and is a predicted model, not a curated record. The transcript has a single exon. Gene Ontology annotation, cellular component: membrane; cytoplasm; mitochondrion. Lineage: Eukaryota; Fungi; Ascomycota; Eurotiomycetes; Eurotiales; Aspergillaceae.
AUGCGGAUUGUCCGAUUUCUUCAUUCCCAUUGGCACUCGGGAUCUCAUACUCAAGUCCGACAGUGUCGACAUAUUCAGUUAGCACGUUCCAGACAUGAUCGAAAACCAGCUUACUGGCACCACACACAAACCGUGGCAUUCUGCACAAGGCAGAGACCCCCAAAUCCAAACCCCAACGGAAGCCCGAGACCCAAAAGACCAUGGGAACCAGCGUUAGCAUUCCUCGACUGGUAUUCGCACUCGCAAAGCCGCCGACCAUACCUCAUCCAGCUAUGUCUCACGCCGGUAAUAUAUUGCAUUGGCGAUUUCUCGGCGCAGAUGAUCGGAGAUGACGAUUUCGACCCCCGCCGCUCCUUACGAAGUAUGAUCGUCGGCCUUGUUAUCGCUAUUCCCAGCCGUGAAUGGUUUCUGUUUCUCGGGCGACAAUUCAACUACGCUCAAUCUCCAACCCUAUCCCUCUGCGCGAAAGUGGCUGCCAAUCAGCUCUUCUAUACCUCGUUGUUCAACGUGUAUUUCUUUGCAUUCCAUGGACUUCUCUCCGGCGAGGGACUCAUGGGUGCCGUCGAACGCGUGAAGAAUACUGUGCCGACUAGUAUACCCAGGAGCUUCCUCUACUGGCCUUUGGUCACGGCGUUCAAUUUUACCUAUGUGCAGCCUCAGUCUCGCUCGGUGGCUACAUCCGUCUUUGCUGUCUUUUGGCAAUCGUACUUGAGUUGGUUGAAUAGUUCGGCGGAAAGGGGAACGGAGAUGCGCAUUUGCCAACCUGUCUCGUCUAAUGUGGGUGAGGUGGAAGAUCUUGAUCGUCAGCUUUUAUUGUUUGAUGAUGACUAA